This is a messenger RNA of Mauremys mutica (yellowpond turtle), 601 nucleotides long. Its product is annotated as histone H4. The record is from RefSeq and is a predicted model, not a curated record. The transcript has a single exon. Gene Ontology annotation, molecular function: protein heterodimerization activity; DNA binding; structural constituent of chromatin. Gene Ontology annotation, cellular component: nucleosome. Lineage: Eukaryota; Metazoa; Chordata; Testudines; Geoemydidae. Gene Ontology annotation, biological process: nucleosome assembly. The coding region runs from base 10 to 321 and encodes 103 amino acids.
UGUAGCAAAAUGUCUGGUCGUGGUAAAGGCGGUAAAGGACUCGGAAAGGGAGGCGCUAAGCGCCAUCGGAAGGUGCUUCGCGAUAACAUUCAAGGUAUUACCAAACCGGCUAUUCGUCGUUUAGCUCGUCGUGGCGGCGUCAAGCGUAUUUCUGGGUUGAUCUAUGAAGAGACUCGUGGCGUGCUCAAAGUUUUCCUUGAAAACGUGAUCCGCGAUGCUGUCACUUACACUGAACAUGCCAAGCGCAAGACUGUGACAGCCAUGGACGUGGUUUACGCUCUGAAACGCCAGGGCCGCACUCUGUACGGAUUCGGGGGCUAAGCCUCUGAUUUAGCUUUAAAACCAAACGGCAAGAAACACAAAGGCUCUUUUAAGAGCCAACCAUAUUUUCAUAAUAAGAGUUGUGUUGCUAAAUUAGAGUUUUCUUAAAAUAUAUGUUUAUAUUUCAGUUAGGUACGUACUCUUAGCGUACUUGCUUGCUAAAGCAUGUAUUGGAAAUGAAAUAGAAAAUGGUUGGUGACUAAGCACAUGUAUUAAGAGACCAUUUAGCCAGACAAGCUGUCUAGAAAGUUGUAUUAUUUAGGUUCUUAAACUCAAAACA